AAUUCAAAAGCGCCGGCUUUGAUUUGGCUUGGAGAAUUUCGGACCUUAUAAUUUGUCUGGUUUAUAUUCAAUGUUACCUUUAAAAAUAUAAAAGAACCCCAAAAAUAAGAAAAAAAAAUAAUAAUGAAAACACUUUUCCAUCAUUCCUCACGAACUCAAGUAACUUUUGAAUCUUGACUAAAUUGCUUUAAAAUCCAAUUUUCUUGGAUACCCACUUGCUUUUUGUUGUGGGUAUCUCAUUUUCUUGAGUUAUUAUCAUUUGAUCUAGAACAAAACCUGGUCGAUUUUGUGCUCAUCUAAUUCUGAGUUUGUGAUUGUGGUGUUGGAGAUGGCGGUAGCGAUAUCGGUGGUGGGUUCGGCGGUGGUGGAAUCACAUGCAGGGCCGUGUCUGUGCGUGGAGGCGGCGGCGCUGCCUAAGAGUGGAGGAGAGCUGGCGUUGCCGAGGAGUUCGGCGAAGAGGAAGCAUGUCAAAGGAGGAGUAGAGAUGGGGAGUUCGUUUGUGGAUUCUUGGCAGGAUUGGAGGGUUUCUUCGAAGUUGAUUUGGAAUAAAGUUUACAAUAAGAAUUGUUCGAGAAAAAUGAAGCAGCAGAGAAGAGAUGGAAGGCUUGUGAUUGUUAAUGAAUUUGCAGGUCAGUAUGAUGAUGGCUUUGAAGAUGUUAAAACGCAAAUUCUGAACUAUUUCACAUAUAAAGCAGUGAGGACUGUGAUGAACCAGCUCUAUGAGAUGAAUCCAACGCAAUAUAGGUGGUUUUAUGAUUUUGUUGUAUCAAAUAAACCUGGAGAUGGCAAGCGUUUCAUUCGAACUCUUGUAAAGGAGAAGCAAGAUCUUGCAGAAAGAGUAAUGAUAACACGCCUGCAUUUAUAUGGAAAAUGGGUUAAGAAAUGCAACCAUGCUGAAAUAUAUAAAGAGAUCUCCGAUGAGAACCUGGAGUUGAUGCGCGAACGCUUGAUCGAGACGGUGAUAUGGCCUUCAGAUGAUACAAACAUAGGGAAGAUCGGCUGAGGAGUGGAGUUGAAUGCAGCAAAAUGAAGGCUUUCCAGUUUUCAUUGUUUGUUUCAGAUUAGUCAUUACUUUGCUUUGUUAUCCUCAAGUUUAGUUUAGUUUGAUUCCAUGACUGUCAUUUUAUUUAUAUUAUUUUUUUAGCAGGUAAUAAAAUGUAUACCGGAGAAUUGUGUAUAUAUUACACAUAAAUCUCAUUAUAAUUAUAAUUUUAUAAACUAUACAUGAUCACUUUGAUACAA
Messenger RNA from Mangifera indica (mango), 1242 nucleotides. Its product is annotated as chaperonin-like RbcX protein 2, chloroplastic. Lineage: Eukaryota; Viridiplantae; Streptophyta; Magnoliopsida; Sapindales; Anacardiaceae. The record is from RefSeq and is a predicted model, not a curated record. The transcript has 5 exons. The coding region runs from base 329 to 1003 and encodes 224 amino acids. Gene Ontology annotation, molecular function: protein folding chaperone. Gene Ontology annotation, biological process: ribulose bisphosphate carboxylase complex assembly.